Molecule: messenger RNA, 597 nt
Organism: Macroventuria anomochaeta
Lineage: Eukaryota; Fungi; Ascomycota; Dothideomycetes; Pleosporales; Didymellaceae
Product: L-PSP endoribonuclease family protein-like protein
Exons: 5
Coding region: 134-514 (126 amino acids)
Cellular component (GO): mitochondrion; cytosol
Molecular function (GO): deaminase activity
Source: RefSeq, a predicted model, not a curated record
CCCAACACAGUCAAACUGUCCACACAUGCAACGCAUACUUCGAACUUCACAGCCUCUGCUCUCCUCUUACACAUUUCGAACAGCCCCUGCAUUUAGUUUGACAGCUUCACCGUUGCAAUUGACUACGAGAAAGAUGUCUGGAAUCAAGAUCGUUGCUACUAAGGAGGCUUGCCCUGUUGCAGGACCUUACUCCCAGGCCAUCAUCGCGGGCCCGCAAGUCUUCGUCUCAGGCCAAAUACCCGCCGACAAGACCGGCGCCCUGAUCGAGGGCAACAUCACCGACAAGACCACACAAUGCUGCGAGAACAUCGUCGCCAUCCUGAAGGAGGCCAACACACCCGUUGACAAGGUCGUCAAGGUCAACGUGUUCCUCGACGAUAUGGCGCACUUCGCUGAGAUGAACGGCGUGUUCGAGAAGUACUUCGCACACAAGCCGGCGAGGAGCUGUGUGGCUGUUAAGCAGCUGCCUAAGGGUGUGCCCGUGGAGAUUGAGUGUAUUGCUUACAACGGUUAAACAACGGUCGUAUGCAGCAAGCUUAGGCUGACGAUCAUGUCAAGACUGAGCUGUAACGAAAUAAAAGUCACUUCGAAUUCGCA